This is a messenger RNA of Myxocyprinus asiaticus (Chinese sucker), 2973 nucleotides long. RefSeq names its product solute carrier family 5 member 5 (gene slc5a5). The transcript is spliced from 15 exons. Gene Ontology annotation, biological process: sodium ion transport; iodide transmembrane transport. The coding region runs from base 1 to 1767 and encodes 588 amino acids. Gene Ontology annotation, cellular component: membrane. NCBI's taxonomy places the organism in Eukaryota, Metazoa, Chordata, Actinopteri, Cypriniformes, Catostomidae. The record is from RefSeq and is a predicted model, not a curated record. Gene Ontology annotation, molecular function: symporter activity.
AUGGCUUCAGACUCUGACAGACCAGGCUUCUGUUUGCUGGAUUAUGCUGUAUUUGCUGCUAUGCUGGGGGUAUCGGUGGCCAUCGGGCUGUUCCAGUCUCUGAGAAAGACCCCAGGUCGCUCUAAUGUGGACAACUUCUUCACAGGGGGCAGGGGCUUCUCUGCUGUGCCUGUUGGACUUUCGCUCUGUGCCAGCUUUAUGUCAGCUGUCCAGGUGCUUGGUGUGCCAUCAGAGGCCUAUUUGUAUGGUUUUAAGUUCCUCUAUAUGUGCCUGGGACAAUCGCUGAACUCACUAAUCACUGCAGUUCUGUUUGUGCCAGUGUUCUAUCGUCUCAAAAUCACCAGCUCAUGUCAGUAUUUAGGGAUGAGGUUUGGCAGAGGAAUGCAGCUCUUGGGGAGUUUGCAGUUCAUCAUAGCCACACUUCUCUACACUGGUAUAGUGAUCUUUGCUCCUGCAGUCAUCUUGAAUCAGGCCACAGGUCUAAAUAUGUGGGCAUCUCUUUUCUCAACUGGACUCAUUUGCACUUUCUACACGACACUGGGUGGUAUGAAAGCUGUAAUUUGGACCGACGUGUUUCAGAUUGUUGUAAUGCUCGCUGGGUUCAUUGCAAUCUUCAUUCAGGGCACCGUGCUGGUGGGAGGGCCGGCCAGGGUUUUGGAGAUUGCCAACAAUGGAUCACGCAUCAAUUUUAAUGAUUUUGGAAUAGACCCUCAGAGGCGGUACUCAUUCUGGAGUUUCACAGUGGGGGGCACUUUGGUGUGGUUAUCAAUGUACAGUGCCAAUCAAGCUCAAGUACAGCGUUACAUAUCAUGCAGGACAGAGAGACAAGCUCAACUGGCUCUGCUGGUUAAUCAGGUCGGUCUGUGUCUGAUUGUGAGCAGUGCAGCCACCUGUGGCAUUGUGAUGUUUGCUUUGUACUCCACUUGUGACCCACUGAAGGCAGGCAGAAUAUCUGCACCUGAUCAGUAUAUGCCGUACCUGGUCUUGGACAUUUUCCGGAAUCAUCAAGGCUUCCCAGGUCUCUUUCUAGCCUGUGCCUACAGUGGAACUUUAAGCACUGUCUCCACCAGCAUUAACGCCAUGGCAGCUGUUACUAUGGAGGAUGUAAUGAAGCCAUGGAUAAUAAACAUUUCACAGAGAAAACAGCUCUUGCUCUCCAAGGCAUUAUCCCUAUUGUACGGUCUUGGCUGCAUUACAAUGGCUGCCCUAUCUUCUCUGCUUGACUGGGGAGUUCUUCAGGCUUCGUUCACUGUCAUGGGUGUGGUGAACGGUCCACUUUUGGGAGCAUUUGUACUGGGCAUGUUUGUUCCUGCUACAAAUAAACCAGGGGUGUUUUCCGGUGUGGCUGUGGGAUUCUGCCUGUCUCUAUGGCUUGCUGUUGGAAGCACAAUUUAUCCUCCAACACCACAAAUCAUGGGUGUUUUACCCACCAGUGCUGGUCACUGUCUAGCAACUAAUGCAACAAUCAACAACACUACAGCAGGGGUUGAAUCAUCUGUUUUGCCAUCAUCAAUCCAUGAUUAUGGUCAAUACGGCCUUCAAAAUAUCUAUUCUAUAUCCUACCUCUACUUUGGAGCCCUGUCAACUAGUGCAGUUGUUCUGGUAGGUGUGCUGGUUAGCUACAUAACAGGACCUACCAAGAAGGAUUCUAUCAGUCCUGGUUUAUUGCGAUGGAAUUUGGAACAGCAGACCUGCGAUGAGUGCUGUCAGAAUUUGAAUGAAGCUACGGCUCACAAUCCUACUGAAAUCCUUCUCAAGCCAAAAUAACUUUUUACUAAUGGUGAUAAACAAGACGUUUUAUUGAACAAAGGCGAAAUUUAGACAGGUGCAGCCUUACUUUAAGUCAAAAGAGGUCAGUUUACCUGUAACAAACAAAAUAGCCAAGAAAUAAGAUUAAUUCAAAGCGCAGCAGCAUAUAGAAUUCUGUAGCUGUGUACAAUGAAAUAUUGGAAUUUGACAUUAUUGGAUUCUCUGGAUUUAGAUUGGAUUUAGAAAGACAAACUAUUUCACAUCACAUACAUUCUGAACUGUAACUCAAAUCAACAAUGUCAAAGCCAGGCUGAUUUGGUUAUCUUUCAUGUUGGCUGGCAGUGCUGAAUGCCUUAUCAUCACCACCUGAUUUUAAGGAUCUUUGACCUAUACAUCAAUAGUGCUUUCUUUUGUAUUAUGUAAUUACGCACAAUACACAUCUGUUCAUCGGACACCUGCAGCACACCUGUAUGUCAGCUCACUUUCAUUCCUAGCCAAGUCCAGAAAAGAAUAUUACAGACAGUUCAUAUUCACACACACUCAACUGAUUUGAAAUGGAUGUUCUUUAUUUGUGUAACUGAAAGGUUUUUAUGGAUACAUAUGACUGUAAUGCUUUUCUGAUAUAUCCAACACCUUUUUGAAAGUACACAACCAGUCAAAAUUUAGACAUGCCUACUCAUUCUUUAUUACUACUAUUUUAGUAAUUUUAGAAUAAUAAUACAAUCAUCAAAACUAUGACGUAACACAAAUGGAAGUAUAGGAAAUAUGUAGUGGCCAAAAUAAAAAAAGAAAGAAAAUCACAACUUCAUGUCACAUCUAGAUGUGUUUUUGUUCAUGUUUUGUGUUAAUGUCUUUUAUUUUGAAAAGUCAUGCCAUGUCAUGUGAUUCCCUGUUUCCAUGUCAAGUCAUGUGAUCAUCCUGUUUCCCUCCAUGUUCAUGUGUCUUGUUUUCAUUGGUUUAUUGCCUUGUUAAUUCAUUAUCAGUUCUAGUUUGUCAUUGGUUUAAGUUUAUUAGUCUUGUUAUCUUGUUUAUAGUUUUGUCUCUUCAUUGGUUGUCUUGUUACCUUUGUCCAUGUAUUUCUACCCUCAUGUUUGCCAUUGUCUCUUGUCAUAUUUUUUUUAUGUAACAUUGUUUUGGAAGUCAAGUCAAGUCAUGUCAAGUUAUGUCAAGUUUAGUUUGUUUUGUAGUCACGUUUUUGGAAUUCACUCUUCAUGUAAAUAAACA